AGGUUUUAAUGGAUAUUUGAAAAAAUAUUUUAAAUUCAUUUUAGUCUAUGUAAUGUACGUGUACCUAUCGCACUUAUUUCGCAUUGACUUAUUUCGAAAUCGAAAAACUAGUUAACUUUGCCUUGCAUAUACUCGUAUGCAAAGAAAUUCAUUACCGACUUAAAUAAAAUGAAUACGAUUUACGAGAAAUCGAGUGUUGAACUUAAUAAUGACACCAAAACGCAAACAAACGGUAACAUAAUAUCGAGUAUUUCCAGUACGAGUGAAACUAUAACGAGUACCUUUGCUACCAGUUCACUAAACAACAAUGGCAAUACAACAACAAUCAAUGGUAACGGCACCACAAAUGGCAACACUGCCGACAGCUAUGUAAGCGAUCUGAAAGUGAUCAGCCAACUUAAAAAUAUUGAGAAAAUUAACGAGAAACGACGUAUUUUCCUAACUAAUACAAUCAGCGAAUACAGAACAGAUGAAAAAAUAGCAACAAACACUAACACCAGUGGUGAGACUAACGACUCCAAUGGUAAACCAGUAAAUAAUGGCGUUGUGCAAACUAUUAAUGAGCAAACAACUCACUUACGUGAGGAAUAUAUGGAUAGCACAUCUGAUGCAAGCAUAAGUUCACCAAAGUACACAACACCAUUGAAGUCGCCUGUAUCACCACCUCCCAAACCGCCUAUGUUAAGCCGUACACGCAGCAUUGGUAUAGGUGAUACUAAUGGUAAUCGUGCUUCCAUAAAUUCAUUACCGGAAACUCCCACUAAAACUACUACUGCUACAGUUGAUAACACAAAUAAUAGUGUAGUUUCCGAACAAAGUCAAACGAAAGUCACAAGUUCAUCACCGAAAAGUACAGAAGCGGAAAUUGUUAAGACAACCAUUGUCACCGCAGCGCUAGUACCAGAAGUGGUGACAGUAACAACCAUGCAACUUAAAGAAGAUACACCCGUAUUACGCAGAGUAGAACGUCCUGCCUCUGUAUCACCAGCAGCACCAAAAUUAAUUUCGCCAAAUCAUUAUGAACGUUUGAUCGAAGAACUUAAAUGUCCAGGCCAUGGUGGACCUAUGAAGGCACCCAUACUUUUAUGCAAAACAGGGCAUAGCGUAUGUGAUCAGUGUACCAGAUUAUUGGUACUGUGUCCACUUUGUAAGGAACCAUUUACCACAAUGCGAUCUCACACCGUAGAAGCGCUAUGCUCUAAGGCGCACUUCCGUUGUGGGAAUGCAUCAGGAGGUUGUACGGUACGUUUACAGAUUGAUCUACUAGAUUGGCAUGAGAAGCAGUGCAUUUAUAAACCAAUGAAAUGCUUUAUGGGACGUGUUUGGGGUGAUUGUAAAUGGUCUGGACGUGAAGCGCAUUGGAAAGAUCAUUUAGUUGAGGAACAUUCCAACAAACUAUUCAAAAUUGAUAGUGUGGAUUUAAUAUGGAAUAUGGGCGUUAAACAAAAACCACUAACCGGAUAUUAUGUCUUCGAUGUUUUCGGCGAAAUGUUUAACUUUUACGAAAUCUAUGAUAAGGAACGGGUGCUAUACACAAUGACCUGUACAUCGAACAUUAAGGAAAAGAAACAUGUUUAUGCCUAUGAAGUAACAAUAAUACAUGAAGAUAAUGAAGCCUUAGCAAUUACACAAAAGUUUCCAGUACACAGUGAAUAUGACAGUGAUAUACUUGCUGAAGGAACUUGUGUGAGCAUACAAUUAUCCGAGUUAGCUAAAUUCAUAGAUGAAGAAAAGUUACUACAUUAUCGUGUUAGAGUUUUAGAGGUAAAAUCGCCACGUAAACAGAAACCUGCACGCAAUAGCCAGACAAGCACAGUAUUGCAUCCAAUUGAUUUUCAACAAACACAAAUCGAAGGCUCCAAUUUAAAAAAUGUGCCAUCCGAAAUAAUUGUCACACGAAAAAUGGAUGAUAUACCCUAUGCUGAUAAUGCUACUACACCAACAAGUACUGGUACUGCAUUCUCUUCUGAAGAUGAGCUUGAUAGAAUUCGACGUCGUUAUAACAGAAGACUUGAGGGUAAACCAAAUGAAAGUGACUCAGAUAGUGAUCCAGAAUUUGAGGCUUUUAUAGCUAAAAAAUGGGGAACACCACAAUUACACUUUAAUAGAAAAUACUUGAAAAAUCCUUCAAGUGAUAGUUCUUCGGUAGAUGAUACUGCUGUGAUGAGAUUUAAAAAUGGUGAUACUCUUACAAAAAUGGAUAAGAAAUUCGAGACUGCUGAUAAAGUAUCUAUAUCCAGUACGAGUACCAGCUAUACAAAGAAAGUGACAAAUACUUUACGUAAGAGUUUCCGUAGUUUGAAAGCUCCUAUUAUAGAGCUGAAACCGUUUUCGAAAAAAUCACCUGAAAAAAAUGUUAACAAACAGGAAAAGGAAGUGCCAACAUAAAAAAAAAAUUAGAAGUGUAUACUGACAUAUAAGUGUGUUAUGAUUCAUUUUUAAGAGAUCUACCUGUAUGUAUUAUUUCUACCUUAAAAUUUGGAAAAGCAAUAUAUAUAUUAAAAUUUAUACGUGCUGUAAUA
This is a messenger RNA of Teleopsis dalmanni, 2522 nucleotides long. RefSeq lists its product as uncharacterized. Gene Ontology annotation, biological process: multicellular organism development; proteasome-mediated ubiquitin-dependent protein catabolic process. The record is from RefSeq and is a predicted model, not a curated record. Gene Ontology annotation, cellular component: cytoplasm. The transcript has 3 exons. Bases 169 to 2388 code for a protein of 739 amino acids. Gene Ontology annotation, molecular function: ubiquitin conjugating enzyme binding; zinc ion binding; ubiquitin protein ligase activity. Lineage: Eukaryota; Metazoa; Arthropoda; Insecta; Diptera; Diopsidae.